This is a messenger RNA of Uranotaenia lowii, 1314 nucleotides long. RefSeq names its product protein phosphatase 1 regulatory subunit pprA-like. Gene Ontology annotation, molecular function: protein binding. Bases 47 to 1207 code for a protein of 386 amino acids. The transcript has 2 exons. The record is from RefSeq and is a predicted model, not a curated record. NCBI's taxonomy places the organism in Eukaryota, Metazoa, Arthropoda, Insecta, Diptera, Culicidae.
UGAUGACGAUUGUUUGUGCAAAGUUGAUAACGACGACUUUCACAUCAUGUAUUGUGCAUUGAUUUGGAUUGUGCAUGUGCAUCCAGUUGAUUUUGCUGUCAGUGUGCAAAUCGAUCAGAUUCAGAGGUGCACCAGUUUAGUUUUAAUCCAUUCCACGACAACUCGAAAAAACGCGAUGAAAUUCACUGACGCCGGAAGUUUCAAUCUCAUUUUCCUGAUGUUUUCUUGUUCGUUGGCGAUUUCUUCGAGCUAUGAGUGCAUCGAUCGGCAGAAAAAUUAUUGUGUAAUAGAAAAUGUCGUUCCGGAGUCCAACUUUCCCAGUGAAAAGUCGCUGAUGAUUCAGAACAGCACCAUUGAAAAUUUUGGGGAGCGAAUUUUCCGAGCGCUUCCUGCAGUCGUUGAGAAUUUGAUGAUUCACAAUCUAUCGAUCGUUGAGCUGCAUAUUGUUGGCUGUGAUCGAUUAGGGAUGCUUUUUGCCAGUUACAAUAACAUCUCUCAAGUGAGUGCUGCCAGUGGAUUACCUUUGGGGACACUUCAUCUGUACCAGAACCGUCUGAAGGACGUCACUGGACUGGCCGAGCUGGCCAAUUUGGAACAACUCUAUCUGCACGACAACUUGCUUGAAGUUUUGGAAAUGGACACAUUUCGGCGAAUGAAAAAUUUGAAAAUUCUUACCCUCCAUAGAAAUUUUCUCACAGCGAUCGACACCAAACAAUCGAUCGAGCUUCCAAGUUUGGAAUCUCUUUUCCUGCAGCAUAACGAUCUCUCCUACCUCGAUACGGGUCUUUGGAAAAUGCCAGCCCUCAAAACUCUAGAUCUGAGCAGUAACAACCUGUUCACAUUCCUGGAAGAGUUCCCAUCCCUCAAAGCUCUCGAAAUGCACGACAAUCGAUGGAACUGUGCCUGGUUGUUCAAGAUGCUGGACCGGAAGGAGUUGCGCAGCAUCCAGCUCAGCCACGUGGAUCGAACCUGUGAAGGAAGAACGCUGUUUCAGGAAAUUUGUUGCCUUGCCGAGGGAGCUUCUCCGGAUCCGAUGAUGCUGCUGAUCAGUCGAACCGGAAUCGUUGACGAUCUUCAGGAUCGUCUGGGAGCCCAAGUCGAAAAGGUUCAGCAGCUAGAGGAAUCGCACCGAAAGCAGACCCAUCGAUACGACGAAAUGAAGAAAAAAGUCGACCGGUUGAUGCAGAUUUGUAAAGACGAACUCUAACUUCAGUUUUUUUCAAGAAAAAUAAUCACCAAUGUAGAAUAUAUGGGAAAUUUAAUUAUUGCAAACUUUUUGAAAAAACAACUUAAAUACCUGCUUAAAUUUUUAAC